Molecule: messenger RNA, 732 nt
Organism: Eremomyces bilateralis CBS 781.70
Lineage: Eukaryota; Fungi; Ascomycota; Dothideomycetes; Eremomycetales; Eremomycetaceae
Exons: 1
Coding region: 186-590 (134 amino acids)
Source: RefSeq, a predicted model, not a curated record
UGGAUAGACGGAAGAGAAAAGAAUUGGAUGUGGAUGGGGAGAAGAAAAGGAAAGAAAAGGAAAGAAAAAGAGACGGUGGAGGAGAUUCGGGAUGGGGCAGUUGUUAGCGGCAGGUUGAAGUCGUGAGAGGAGGCAGGGACUGCUAUGGGACAUUCCCCUCUUCCGAUUCCGACUAUCUAUGCUUCAUGUUUCAUGAUGAUUUGCUGUGGAAACGGAUUAGUUCAUUGACUGUGUGGCUAGCAGCAUGUAUCCUGUAUCCAACCCCCUCAAACCGUCCUCCGUUUGAAACCAUCGUGACACUCCCCGCUACUCUCCUGCCAUAUGUAGCACCCAUAUCUCUGCCGUACCAUCUCACCAAUAAGUCUCCAUCCAUUCUGUAUUACUUGUUCCGUUAUCCGGUUGUCCCCAUCUGGAAUCUCGGUCGUAAUUACUGGCCUCAUGCCCCCGUCGUUUGUAGGUUUGUUUCGUUCUCGUCGUUGCCGAAACCCGAGAUUGGUUCCUACUUCCCUCAAUUUCCGGCGCCUCCGGUGAUGGAACUACCGCCGCGGGAGGGGCCUGUCAAGUUUUGGUGUCGCUGGUUAGUUAAAUGAGGGCUCAGGGCAGGAUUGCCACUGGGGAUUGACUGAUUAGUGACGAUAGUGGCUUACAACCAGAAUGCCAUCAUAAUGGAAUCUUGAUCAUAGCUUUCAUCACGUUGCUGGGACAUCGGAUGCACUUCGACGCCACUUUCCG